Molecule: messenger RNA, 3004 nt
Organism: Trichogramma pretiosum
Lineage: Eukaryota; Metazoa; Arthropoda; Insecta; Hymenoptera; Trichogrammatidae
Gene: Ero1L
Product: ero1-like protein
Exons: 7
Coding region: 720-2147 (475 amino acids)
Biological process (GO): protein folding in endoplasmic reticulum
Cellular component (GO): endoplasmic reticulum membrane; endoplasmic reticulum
Molecular function (GO): protein-disulfide reductase activity; thiol oxidase activity; FAD binding
Source: RefSeq, a predicted model, not a curated record
AUGACGCGCGUCGAGUCGCGUAUACCUAUCGCGAUUGACCACGUGUUCUCAAGUGUCGCGCGGAUCCAAAAUAAUACAAUAAUCGUCGAAAAAGAGAUGAAAAAAAGAAAAAGGCGUCGAAGAAAAGUUGCAAUGAUGAGUAGGGGACCGCACAAGUAAAGCGCGCGCGCAUAAAGCUCGGUAAUUUUCCGUAUCGAAAAAUAAGUUGUUAUUUUUUCCUUCUUUAUCGUGUUUUAUUGCCAAAAAACAGAACAGCAUACGUGGAUUAGUUUAUCGCUCGAGAGGUGCUCUCCGCGUUCUACUUUUGCAUUCGCCCAAUAUCGAAGUCACCGCGGCAUAAAUAUAGUAACGGCCGCACCGUUAUAUUGUUGAAUUUCUGCUUCUACAUACACGCGUUACGCGCGCGCUGACGGUCUGACACUCGAACACGUAUGUUGGAGCAAUUGGCCGAAGACUUGUUUUAUAUAUCUAUACAGUGCGCCGCUAUUACAGUAUACACUACACCGUCUGCACAGCUCUAGUUGAGCUCGUACAAUCGGAACUGACGCACUGAUAUCGCGAUAUUCUUCGGCAAAGUUUUCCUCGUAUCCGAAUGAUCCGCCCCUACACGAUCUCGCCUUCGCUGCAGCAAGGAACAACAUGAUAAAGGUGCCGGGCUUCGUAUAUCUAGCAGCUGACAAUUCAACGACAGCGACGAUUUCGAGCAAACACUCGACGGCAUGAUGCAAUUGUACUCAACUGGCUCGGUUAUGCUGCUGCUGGCUGUGCUGCAGCUAUUGCUGCUGUCCUCGCACUCGUACGGCUUCAAUUUCGGCAAUCACGACCGACCGACCGGUGGCCAGUGCUUCUGCAAGCUGAAUGGCGCUAUAGACGACUGCAGCUGCACAGUUGACACCGUCGACUAUUUCAACAAUGCAAAAAUUUAUCCUAGAUUGCAGAGCCUGCUAGUGAGAGAUUAUUUUAGAUUUUACAAAGUCAAUCUCAACAGGCCUUGUCCAUUUUGGGUUGAUGACAGCAAGUGUGCUAUGCGAUACUGUCAUGUUCAACCUUGUAAAGAGAAAGAUAUUCCAGUUGGAUUAAAAGGCGCAGAUGUGCCAAGACACAUUCAUACUAAUGAAAGUCCAGUUGAUAAAUAUAAAGCUAAUCAACAAACUUCUGACUGCAAUCAGAAUAGUGAUCAUAAUAUAGAAUUAGGCUAUUUGAACACCACUAUAAGUUCUGAAACAUAUGCUGGUUUUGAACGCUGGCAGCAGCAUGACGAUUCUCUUGAUAAUUUUUGUAUCACCGAGAACGAUGGCGGAGAAUACGUUGACUUGCUUUUGAAUCCAGAAAGAUACACAGGAUAUAAAGGUCCUAGUGCUCAUAGAAUAUGGCGUAGUAUUUAUAUGGAAAACUGCUUUAGGCCAGAAACUUCAACAAAAAAUACAUUUAUUCGAUCAUCUAAAAUAGAUGAUAUGUGUUUAGAAAAGAGAGCCUUUUAUAGAGUAAUAUCUGGGUUACAUACCAGCAUUAAUAUACAUUUAAGUUCCAAGUACUUAUUAUCUUCACAAAACCGAUUGGAUGUAAGUCCAGAAGGAACAUGGGGACCUAAUUUUGAUGAGUUCCAAAGACGUUUUUCUCCAGAAACUACAGAUGGAGAAGGACCAAACUGGUUGAAGAAUCUGUAUUUUAUAUAUAUGUUAGAACUAAGAGCCCUUGCAAAAGCUGCACCCUACCUACAGAAAUUAGAAUAUUAUACAGGCAAUCAAAUUGAGGAUAAAGAUACUAGAUUAGCUAUAAAUGAUAUAUUAAAUAUAGUCAGCUCUUUUCCUGAACAUUUUAAUGAGAGUGUCAUGUUUAAUGGAGGAUCUGAAGCACAAUUGUUGAAAGAUGAAUUCAAACAACAUUUUAGAAAUAUCUCACGAAUUAUGGAUUGUGUUGGCUGCGAUAAAUGCCGCUUAUGGGGAAAACUCCAAACACAGGGCUUAGGCACAGCUUUGAAAAUUUUGUUUUCUGGCGCAUUUGACAAAUAUGAACCUACUCUCCUUGAUUUUGGUAAACAACGAUUUUCCUUGGAAAGAACGGAGAUAGUUUCGUUGAUCAAUGGUUUUGGAAGAUUAUCAGAAAGUAUUUUUGAACUGGAAAAAUUCAGGAAAAUCAUGAGAUAGUAAAGGAGGUAAUUGGAAAGAGGUAUACAGGUAUUGUAAUAAUAAUUUCACAGUUACAUCACAUUUCAUUAAUUUAAUUGUGAAUAUUGUAAGAAAAGUUUAACGACUUUAUUAUUCAUCUCAGUGAAUUUUUUUAAUAUUCGUAGUCGGCGUGAAUUCGUUUCACUGAAAAAUCUUCAAUGCAUAAGGUAUUAUGUAAACUUCCAGAUUUUCCCAAAAAAACAAAUUCACUUUUGAAAAUAAGUUCUGACUGUGAUAAAUGAUAUUGAACUACGAUAAAACAUAAUCAAGUUUCCGAAAAACAUUAAAUGUAAAAAUAUUAUUUGUACUAUUCACAAUUAUUAAAGCUAACCAAUUUUAAUAGGCAGAGUAUAACUAUAAUCGCAGAAAAAAUAGAUUUCUAUUUUUUGUAAGACAAUUUUUAAAAUUACAUAAUCAUAUUUUCCACUUAUACAUACUGAUAACAUUUUCAUAAGGCUAUCAUAGAAUUUUUAAAAUGAAAGUAAUUCCUAUUUCUUGAUUGUAGCUAUGUGAGUCAAUUACUUAUUGGUACUGAAAAAGAAAAGCAAUUUUUAAGGUAGAUUGUCAAGUCUGAAUUUUUAAAUAUUGUAUAAAAAAUUUUAUUUAUCUAUAUUUUAUAUAAAUAUUUUUAAAAUAAUCGUUUUAUUAAACCUAUCAGAUAUUUAUUUUCUUCAAAUGUUUGACUUUUCGUGAAGUAGUUAAAAGUUGAAUUGAAUGUUUGUUAUUGAUAUAUGUUAACGUUAUUUUUGAAAAUUCUUUUCUUCAAGAAUUGAAAAUCAUUCCAUGUAAGUAUUCAGGCAAAUUGUAAAAAAUAUUAUAUAAAAAAUAAAUGAGCU